Molecule: messenger RNA, 246 nt
Organism: Pieris macdunnoughi
Lineage: Eukaryota; Metazoa; Arthropoda; Insecta; Lepidoptera; Pieridae
Source: the annotation of a GenBank genome assembly
AUGGAAAAUGAGCAUGCAUCGUUCGGUCCGCUGACGUACUAUUACCCAGCUAUGGGUCCUACGUUACCGCCCCCUCUGGUCUACUGGGGUUAUCCGACACCACCAGUUUCACCAGCCCAUUACUACCAUCAGCCACAUCACCCACAGACUAUGAUGCAGGAAGUGGUACCAGUCGGGGGCGGAUCCCCGCUACCCAUACCUCCCCCAGCAACUUGCCCCGAAUGGCCUAUAUUCAUGGUCAACUGA